UUGUUGGAAGAGCAGAGUUUAAAUGGCAGUUACUCCCUCAGAAGCUGCAGCGACGGUAUCCUAGCAACGGCGAAGUCAGGGAGCUUCUCAUCAGAUGAGCAGCCGCAAGGAGAUAAACAGCGACAAAACACAAUCGGAGACUUUUCGGCUUGUGUGUGUGGUUUUUUUUGGGGGGUGUCAGGAGGCAGAGUGGGUGGAAAAUGUAAAAACUUACCCAAAUGGUUACCGUCUCCCCUCGGACAAGAUGGGCAGCGGCCUACAGGGUUUCUCCGGGCGAUGCCUCGCCUUCCCCCGAGCCGGCCGUGAAGCCGAGAGCGGCUGGAAAGGCCAAACCUCAUCCCUGACAAGAUCCCACCGAGGACCAGACUCCCGGACUAAGCCAAGCCGUCAGACUCUGACUGCAUAGAGUUCUGAAAGGUCGGCAACACUGCAAAUCACUGCUACGCACUAUGAUUUUCAACUACAUGGAUGAGGAAUGCCUUGCAGGGAGCCCCCACCUUCACCAGCACUUAAGACAUAGCUGAUAAGUGGAUUUAUCAUGAUUGCAACUGGAGGGCUUCUUCGUAUUUCAGCCAGAAGACAAGAUUCCUUUCGAUCACGUAAUCGUGUUAGUAAACGCAAAAAGAAAGCAAAAAAGAAAUGCAAGAGUGAUGUAGUAGUGGUUAAAGGCAAACUGAAGCUGUUCUCCAUUUCUGGACUGAUUGCUGCUUUUGGAAUCCUAGUACUAUUAGUGGGAAUAGCAAUGACAGUGAUGGGCUACUGGCCUAAAGGCACUGACAUUUUUGAAACUAUUAAGGUCCAGUCUAACAAUACUACCAAUAGCACCGUUUUAGAGAUGACAACACUGGAGAUUAUUUCUAAAUUUUUAGCAAGCUAUUUGCAUUCUGAGAAACUGAAGGUUUUAGGACCCCUCAUAAUGGGAAUCGGUAUUUUUUUGUUCAUCUGUGCCAAUACAGUUCUUCACGAAAAUAGAGACAAGAAAACCAAAAUAAUUAAUAUACGAGACAUCUAUUCUACAGUUAUAGAUGUACACAAUUUGAGGACAAAAGAUUGUGGGCCACUUAAUGGUUUUGUCAACUAUGUACAAUCUAAAAGCAUGGAUAAUCUCAAAUCUCCUGAUUCUUUCUGUGCAGCAAUGUUGGCCAAAAGUACUUUGCGGACACCUAUUGGUAAUGCUGUAAAGCCUAUAGAUCCAAAAGAAAAUGUUGGUAAAAAGAACUGCGAUUUUGUAGCAAACUUGCAGCAACAAAUCCCCAAAGAUAGAAAGACAUUCUCUGAUACUGUGUACAGUAUUUGCAGAGACCAAAUCAGAGUAAAUGAUAGAACCCAAAUGCCCCAAAUGUGUGGGACUAAGUCAAUUGUUACUUCUUCCAUUAGUGCAUUCACACUGCCCAUCAUCAAACUGAACAACUGUGUCCUGGAAGAGGGAGCAGCCAGACAUGGAAGCAAUGAGAAUGAAGCACAAAUUUCAGAAAAAUGUAAGGAAACUCAACAAGCAUUUGAACAUUUUGCUUCUGAUCAAAUGGGAAGUGUUGAAUCCAUUUCAGAGGAUAUAACCAUAGGAAGUGAUCACCUUGGAGAUGAUAACCAGGACAUAGAUGCAGAAGCUUCAAAUACCUCUUGGUUAAAUGAUAACCAGUUGGUAUCCAGCAAAAAUUCCCAAAAACCCUCUUCCCAAGUUUCCCAGGUUUCUCCUGUUCCAUUCCAGAGAACAGAAUCCAGUCUUUCUCUCCAUGCUUUGUCAGUUCAUUCUAAACAUAUGAAUCUUGAUGACUGUCCUUCCACAUCCACAAGAGAGGAUGAGGAGAAAGAUCCAAACUGCACACAUUUAGAUUGCAGCAACAGUAAGGGCUACAUAACGUUCAGUAAUGAGGACUCUUUUCACUCUACUCCUGUGCUACCAGAAGCCAUAGCUAUAACUGGUGAUUGUACAGAGAAUCUUCACAGCGAUAUCAUACAAGAAAGUACAAUAUCAAGCAAUGAACAAAAGGUGGACAAACCUCAAAGAUCUGUGCAAAGACAGUACACAAAGAGAGAGAAAUUGCUCAUGAUUUCUGGUUCCCACAGUAGUCUUAGGAUGGACAAUGUUGAAAUUGAUAGUAAUUAGUAAUCAUACACUAUAAUAUAAUCAUAUAUAGUUGGGUUCAGAGACUCAAAAGUGCAGUAAAAGCUAUGACAGAUGACAAUAAUAUGUUGCUUUUCUGUAAUUAUUGAUGAUUACUGAAUGUCAGUCAGGCUCCACAGACUUCUAGAAUAUUGUUGUGGAACUAAUUAUCCAAUUUCUUUAGUUGCUUCCAAACGUAAAUGCAUCAGCUACUGGGUGUUCAUCUUGGUUAAACACCAGUUUAAAAAUUUUAAUAUGAUCAGUUAUUUGUUAACAGCUUGUGAAAAUUAAAUAUUCAGACAUUCUAGGUUUGUAAGGUUACAGUUUGGAACCAUCAAAAUAAGCCGAUUAAUAUACUGAAUUCAAUAUUCCUAUAAAUCAAAGGAUGUAUAGAUAU
This is a messenger RNA of Hemiscyllium ocellatum (epaulette shark), 2501 nucleotides long. Its product is annotated as transmembrane protein 200A-like. The record is from RefSeq and is a predicted model, not a curated record. NCBI's taxonomy places the organism in Eukaryota, Metazoa, Chordata, Chondrichthyes, Orectolobiformes, Hemiscylliidae. The coding region runs from base 539 to 2107 and encodes 522 amino acids. The transcript is spliced from 3 exons.